Molecule: messenger RNA, 2250 nt
Organism: Fundulus heteroclitus (mummichog)
Lineage: Eukaryota; Metazoa; Chordata; Actinopteri; Cyprinodontiformes; Fundulidae
Gene: lpar4
Product: lysophosphatidic acid receptor 4
Exons: 2
Coding region: 703-1761 (352 amino acids)
Biological process (GO): phospholipase C-activating G protein-coupled receptor signaling pathway; positive regulation of Rho protein signal transduction
Cellular component (GO): membrane
Molecular function (GO): lysophosphatidic acid receptor activity
Source: RefSeq, a predicted model, not a curated record
GCUGCCAUGCACCGGCGCCUCUGGGCCCUCUGACCACCGCCAGAAAUCUCCAGAUUUCAAUGGAUGCUCUCCAUUGUAAAAAGAAUAUCUGAUUCAAAGGCAAACAUUGAUCUUAAAUAUGAGCUGACCCGCUCAUUAGAAUCAGGAAUGUCUGCUUGGUCAGGACCAGAAAAGAAAAUUAGCAUUGUAGAUCAAAGUCAUGAUAAAUGGUUUAUUUGAUGCUAAAAUACGUAUGGAGUUACUGAAUUAGACACAUUAUAAAUAUAAAGUAAACAGAGAAGCAUUAGUUGAGAAAAUGUGUGCUCUGCAGACGCAGGAUUGACCUCGUAUCAGUGCUGAAUAAAUAACAGCCCUCCGUUGUUCUUUAUAUUCAGAUUUCUAAUAUUUACUUUGUUUCUUGUUUAUUUAUUUGCAUAUUCAGUUUUACUAAUAGGGAACAACUUUUAUAGUCUGCAAGUUUCUAACUGCACUUUCCUUUUCUCUCCCCAGGACGACCAGUCAGCCAACAGUCCUGAUUGAGUCGGACUCUGAUUGUGCAUCUGAGGGUCCAUGAUGACUUGGAGGGGGCUUGGGUGGAGCGCCCCCUGCUGACGCCUGGGAUCUCCAGAUUUCUGCUCUGAAUUCCCCUUUGCUGAAGAUCUUUUUUUGGUAUCUUUCAUAUCUUGUAUCAGUGAAGACCCCCUCUCCAUCUCAUCUGUCACUAUGGCCAGCCUGGUUAUUAAUGAAACAGGCGUGGAGGAUUGUGGGAUUGACGACUCCUUCAAGUACAACCUGUACUCCACGGUGUACAGCGUGGUCUUUGUUUCUGGCCUCAUAACCAACUGUGCUGCCCUUUUUGUGUUCUGCUUCCGGAUGAAGACACACAACGAGACCACCAUGUUUAUGACUAAUCUAGCGUUUUCCGAUUUAGUCUUCGUUUUCACGCUGCCAUUCAAGGUCUUCUACAACGUCAACCGCAACUGGCCUUUUGGAGACGGGCUGUGCAAGGUUUCGGGAACAGCCUUCAUCACCAACAUCUACGGCAGCAUGCUCUUCCUCACGUGCAUCAGUGUGGACCGCUUCCUGGCUAUAGUCUACCCGUUCCGCUCUCGCUCCAUCCGUACCCGCAGGAACGCGGCGCUGGUGUGCGCUGCAGUGUGGCUCACUAUUGUGGGCGGAGGGAUAUCGGUGACUUUCUUCUCCACUAUCAACAGCAGACACAGAGCCACCACGUGCUUCGAGGGCUUUUCCAAAAACACCUGGAAGACCUACCUUUCCAAGAUCACCAUCUUUAUCGAGAUUGUGGGUUUUCUUUUCCCCCUCUUGGCCAACCUGGUCUGCUCCUCCCUGGUUCUUCGGACCCUGCGCCGUCCGGUCAGCGCCGGCCCUGGCUGCGACAGCAAGAAGCGCGUGCUACGGAUGAUCGUGGUCCACCUGAGCAUUUUCAUCAUCUGCUUCGUCCCGUACAACUUCCUGCUCUUCCUGUACGCCCUGGUGCGAACCCAGGCCCUGGCCAACUGCACGGUGGAACGGUUCGCCCGGACACUUUACCCCAUCACCCUGUGCCUGGCCAGUCUCAACUGCUGCCUGGACCCCGUGGUUUACUACUUCACCUCGGAGAGCUUCAAGAAGAGCCUGACCAUAGGCAACAAAGGGUCCGGCUCGCGUCCUGAGAGCAUACCCCGCAGUGACAAUGAUCCCCAGGACACAGUAGCCCCCAGAGACACUCACUUGGUGUCCAGCAAUGGAAAAGACGCUACAAUAAAUGACAGUCAGCUAUGACUCAGUGUUGUCAGAGGCCAAAAAGGACAACCCUGAACUUGAACAACAAAGCAAUCAGCUGUUCAAUAGUGGAAAUGGAAAACAAAUAGCUCAGCAGAUUAGUUAAGUCCAGAGGUAAGUCCUGAGGUAUGGCCUGGGCUUUGUGGAUUAAUCCAGCACUGGAGAACAGAGGAAUGUAUCUGUGUUUAUUACAACACAGAGGGCCGCACGCACAUCCACGCAGCGAUAGUCUACGCAAACGAGGAGCCGUAGCUCUCACAAAAACACUGAGCUGUCCAUAAAAUGGAGAUUUGUUUUGACAGUAUUGAAAUAAGCUGUGUAGUGCUUUUGUAAUUAAAUCGGCGUUAUUAGAAAGCUCGAGCUCUUAAAGUGCAUCGUGUUGUUGACGUGACGAGACUGUACAGUGUGUUCAGAUCUGCCGUUACUGUAUAAACCAGUAUUAUGUUGACCUGUUAAAUUAAAUGUGUCUCCUGUAGAAGUUUCAUUUCA